AUGGAUGAGCUCGCCUCCUGCUACGGAUCUGCCAGGACCCUGGAGGACCCCGACCUACCCAGCAACACUGUGUCAGCUGCCAGGACCCAGGACAUAGAAAUAUGGAAGCAAGUGUUCCAGGAACUGAUACAGGAAGUCAAACCGUGGCACAAAUGGACCCUAGAAUGGGACAAGGACAUUCUUCCUGACUCCCCAAAGCCCGGGUGGGUGAAGUGGCAGCAGAAGGCCUUUGCCAGAUUCCAAUGCUCUUCUUGCUCUCGAAAUUGGGCCUCUGGCCACAUCCAGGUCCUGUUCUACAUGCGUUGGAAUAAGCAGAGGCACCAAGGGCAGGUGAAGAUGAGGACGUUUGCUCAGAGGUGUAAGAAAUGCCCUUCUUCUCCGUUUGAGGUCCCCGAGUUCACCCUGGAGAAUAUCUCCAGGAUCUUGAACAACCUGGUGCUCCAAAUCCUGAAGAAAUGCUACAAGGAAGGAUUUAAGCCGAUGGAGGAGGUGUCUGUCAUCAAAGACACGGAACUCGAAGGCCCCCAUGACAGCACCAACUGCGAAGCCUGUCUGCAGGGCUUCUGUGCCCAGAGCUACGGGGGCCUGGUCACACAGCGGCCAUCAUCACCCCACCCCUGUGGGGAGACCGGGGUCCCCAGCGUCAUCGCGACUGGUAUCAACAUUCCCCAAGGAGACAAGGUCCUUCCAUCCAGAGGGAACCCCAAAGAUCCUAUCCACCCCAAGGCUGACCCCAAGAUCCGGCACACAUCUCCCACACGACAAGUUCUGUCCACUUCGACAGUGGACCCCAAAUCUCAACCUCCCAAGACUGACCCCAAGAGCCAGCCUACAUCUCACACACAACAGGUUCUGCCUACUCUGGUGGUGAACCCCAAAUCUAAACCUCCCAAGAGCCAGCCAACAUCGCACACACAACAUGUUCUGUCUACUUCGACGGUGAACCCCAAAUCUAGCCCUCCCAAGAUUGACCCCAAGAGCCAGCCAACAUCGCACACACAACAUGAUCUGUCUACUUUGAUGGUGAACCCCAAAUCCAACCCUCCCAAGACUGACCACAAGGUCAACCAUAUGUCAAAGCCAUCAACUGCUCUAACAUCUCUCACAUUCACAGUGGACCCCGAAGUUCCUAUCUUCUCCAAGGCGGACCCCAAGCCCCAGUGCACCACCAAAUCAUCAACUACCCCAACACUGCCACAAGAGGCAACCACGGUGAACCCCCAGAUCCCUAACCCCAGCAAGGAUGACCUCAUAGGCCACAAGAUCUCAAAGUCAUCCACAUUUCCAAGGCUGCCACCAACCCGCUCACCGAUCCCUGCUCUGGCCACGAGAAUGGCUUCCCCAGAGAACAUCUGGGGGGGAGAUAGGAGCUCAAUGCCAGGAAGGACUCAGUUCCCAUGCUCCCCGAUCAUUGAGCCCGUGCAAGACCCAAGGCCUUCCUGUUCUUGGAAUUCAACAGCCAGCACUUCCCAUGGGAUAGCAACCUGCGUCGACAUAGGCUCAGGGUGUGGAGAACGCUUGUGCCGAUGCGGAGAGUGUCUGUGUAAGGCCUUGUGUAGCAGGUGUGGCUUCUUCAUUCUGAUCUUGGUGAUUAUUAUUGUUGCGGUGAAAUUUGUGGGCAUCAUCUGAACCCAGCACCGGUGGCUCACGCCUGUCAUCCAAGAGACUUCGGAAGCUGAGA
Messenger RNA from Dipodomys ordii (Ord's kangaroo rat), 1681 nucleotides. RefSeq names its product receptor (chemosensory) transporter protein 3 (gene Rtp3). Gene Ontology annotation, cellular component: cytoplasm. The transcript has 2 exons. Gene Ontology annotation, biological process: protein insertion into membrane; detection of chemical stimulus involved in sensory perception of bitter taste; protein targeting to membrane. Gene Ontology annotation, molecular function: olfactory receptor binding. Lineage: Eukaryota; Metazoa; Chordata; Mammalia; Rodentia; Heteromyidae. The coding region runs from base 1 to 1629 and encodes 542 amino acids. The record is from RefSeq and is a predicted model, not a curated record.